AGCGUGCCGCCGCCGCUACGGAAAAGUAUGGAGGACAUUUCGUUGCCCCACGAUACCAGAGUCGAAGAUAUUUUAGCCGACUAUUUCACAAAGAAGAUCGAAGGGAAGGACGCAGAGGCCAAGGAGAAGCGCUCCGACUCGCAGCACAGUUCCAAGUCCAAGAAGUCCAAGAAGCGGAAGCACAAAAAGAAGAAAAAACACAAAUCACGAAAAGCUCAUUCAGGGAACGAGGAGGAUGAACCUGAUCGCUCCAGUGCAGAUGAAUGCUGGGUGGAGGUAACAGUAGGCAACGCCAAGGAGAACUCGGCCAAGGAUAAGUCAGAUAGUACUGACAAAGAACCAAAGAAGAAACUCAAGAGUAAGAGCAAGCAUAAAGACACUAGCGCUUCUUCAAAUACGGAUGCUGUAGCUGGUCAAGAUAUGCCAAAGGGAGAUAAGGAUGGUGCAUGCAAAGAUGACGACCACAGCAGCAAAGGUGGCAGUGAUCAGAAGGAGCCAACAAGUAAGGAUAACGUUAAGCAGCAGGCUGAACACUCUGGACGCUCAUCCAGAAAGUCAAGCUCAUCUACAUCUCCGGCCAAGAGCAACCGUGCUUCAAGUAGCUCAGACUCUGACGAUGAGCACAAAAAUGCGUCCACAGCAGAGCCUGCUAGCCAUACUUCAGAAGCAGAGUCAUCUAAAAAACCAACAAAAAAGAAAGGGCGAAGCUACAGGACAAAGCGCUGUCGAUCGUCUGGCUCAUCUGAAUCAUCCGAGGAUGACCAAGACAAGCAAAGCAGAAGUCGAAGCCGAAGCCUAUCGCACGGGGAGAGCCCUCGCCAUUCCAGGCAGAACAGGGCACGUAGUUCCAGCAGAAGCCGGCAUGGCACUCAAAGCAAGGAUUUGAGACGAGAAAGGAGCAAGGGCAGAGAUGAUAGAAAAUAUGACCGAUCACGAGAUCAUUCUCGUAGUCCGAAAAGGUCGAGUCCCAGUAGAAGCCAGCGUCGUGGCCGAAGUCGCAGCCAGCAGAGCCGUAGCCCCGGAAGAUUGAGGACUGGCCGCAGUCGCAGCCCAAGGCGGUCUGGAGGUAAUCACAGCCGUAGCCCAAGACGUACUGAAAGUCUUCGCUGCCGUAGCCCGAGACGGUCUGAAGGUCUUCGCAACCGCAGCCCGAGGCGUACUGAAGGUCAUCGCAGCCGUAGCCCGAGACGUUCCGAAGGUCAUCGCAGCCGCAGCCCAAAGCGUUCUGAAAAUCGUCGCAGCCCUAGCCCAAGCCGUAGUCGAAGGUGGUCAGAAAGCAAGCACAGCCGAGGUAGAACACCACCGAAGCGUAGUCAAAGCCGAAAAAGGUCAGAAAGUAGGCAGCGAGGUCGCCGUAGUCAAAGCCCUAGCUCUAAGCAAUCUCGACGAAGUACUAGUCGAGAUAAAAAGCAUGUCAGAAAAAGUCGAAGCCCUAAAGGAGAGAGGAAAAGUCGUAGUCGCAGCCGUAAGCGUUCAGUGAGCAAAGAAAGGUGCUCUUCACGACAUUCGAAAAGUGGCGAAAGGAAUUCUUCAGAUGAUGGCAAGUCUGAUGACAGAGAUAAAGGCAGGGAGGAGAAGACUUCCAGUGUAAAAGUGCCAGCAUCUGAUAAGAGCAGUGCAAGUUCUGUGGAUGCAGACAGUAAACAAAAACAGACAAAGUCUUCAGAAGAGAAAGCUAAAAGGGACAAAGUGACUGACAAAGAAAGUUCCACUGAUGCUGGCAAAAACCAGGUAGUUCUUUACGGACCGUUUGAGGAAGAAGCUAGUUUUGAUGAGGAACCAAGUCCCGAGAGAGCUGAACCAACUUCAAAACUUUUGCAGCCCGAGACAUGCUCAGGUGUUGCUGGCAAGACUUCGAAACACCAGCCAGCUACCAGUAGCCUUGAUGCAGUGCCGCUUCCAGCAGAGCCUGUUGCCCAGUCAGAAGACACUCUGCUAGAGGACAUGGACAUUUCAGACUCGCCAUCCUCCGGUGGAGUGCUAGAAGUAGAGGACAGCCUCAAUCAGAACCUUCCUUCUGGAGAAAAUCAGUGCUUGCCCUCCGUCACUUCUCGGCAUCAAACUGAAACCAGGGCCUCACAGCAGUGUGUGCAACCACAGAAGGUUGCCACACCUGAAGACACGUCAAAGAAGGCAACCCUUGCUAGAGCUGCGAUUCCUUGGAAUUAUAAUGAAGCACAGCCGCCACCACAGCCAUGGGUGAAGCCUGAAGUAACUAAGCCCGUAGGGCAAGUCAGGCCUUUUGUUAGAGAGGUCAGUUCGAAUGAGUCAGCAGUGCAAAAGGGUCUCUUGCAGGUUAAGCAGGAUGGAGUUGGUGCCAUCAUGGCUACAGUGCAGCCAUCGACUGAUCCUCCAUUGAGUGCACCCAGCAAGGCCACAAACAAAGCUGAAGAGCUGUCUGCUUUGGCAAGCCCUGCUGCAAAGGUGGCUGAGCAACCUGCUUUUCCUGAUCUUUCAGCAAAGCUACUGCCACAAAUGUCUCUCACGACUGUGUCGCCACCUGUAAAUGUGCACGGUGGGGCAUUGUAUUCGGCUACUGUGAUGCCAGUGCACGUCACUUCACAAUGUGUGGGUAUGCCAGGGCACGGUCAAGCUGGCCCUGGUGCUGUGCCGCCAGUCACGCAAGAAAAGCCCCCACAUGUAAUAGAGCAGCAGCAGCAGCAGCAAAGUCCACCCCAUGUUCAACAAAGCCGGGAUAAUCAGGGAUCGGACUCAGUGGACUCAAGUGGUGCUGCUUCCAAGGUUGUUGGCUCAACUGGAAGUGAAUCAGUCCCUUCAUCUCCCACCAAGGAGUCCAAAAAUGCAGAUACAGCUCCAGAUGUAGGUGCUGCAGAGAACAUCAAGGACACCAACGAGUCUGGGUGCUCGUCCAGAAGCUCUUCUCCAGCAGAGCGGCGAAGUCGAAGCAGUAGCAAGGAAAGAUUGAACUCUCGCAUGUCUAGAAGCUGUAGUGGGGACCGAGAAACCACAAAGCGAUCACGGAGUAGUGAAUCUCAAAGCCCAACCAAUGACAGCAAGCGGCUGCGCAAGGAUGACCGCACGGACUUGGAGAAAAGGAAAACAAAGAGUGAGAGUCAUGAUAGACGUGGUAGUGCAAGCCCAGACCGCAGUGCACGUGACAGUCGGGCUAGGAAGAAGAGCGUGAGCCCAGACAGAAAGCAGAGCAAGAGUCAUGACCGUAAGAGGAGCAAGAGCCGUGACAAGAGGCGGAGUAAAAGCCGUGACAGAAGAAGCAAGAGUCGGGACAGAUGUAGAAGCCAUAGUCGUGAUAGAAAGGGAAGCCCAAGCCGCAAACGGAGGAGAAGCAAGAGUCGCGAAAGAAGACCAAGCAAAAAUCGAGAACGAAAGAGAAGCAAGAGUCGGGACAGGAAGAGGAGCAAAAGCCGAGACAGGAAGAAGAGCAGGAGCCGGGAACGACAAAGGAGCAAAAGCCGUGAACGAAAAAGGAGCAAGAGUCGGGACCGGAGAAGAAGCAAAAGCCGUGAUAGGAGGAGGAGCCGAAGCCGAGACCGGAAGAGAAGCAAGAGCCGGGAACGGCGUAGUAGUGCAGUGCGCAGUAGUGGAGUGCGGUCGUCUCGAAGGAGAAGUGGCAGCAGGUCUCGCAGGAGCCGCAGCCGCGACCAAUCCAAGAGACAUAGCCGAAGCAGAGAGAGGAUGCGCCCUCAGCGAAGCCAGAGCAGGGGCAGAGACUCAAGCAGGAGGAGAUCUAGGGACAAAGAAAUGCCUAGGGGAUGCCUGAUCCUGAAGGGAUACAAGAACGAGCUUAGCAGUGAGUCCGAGAGCAGCCCCGAAAGAAAAAGCACAGUGAAGCCAUCUUCGCCAGUCAAAAAAAGACAGCGUAGGGAAAGUGAUGCUGAAAGCGUCGACUCUGAGGAGGAUAAGCCUGAAGACAACAGGGUAGCAUCACCAAUGAUGUCCGACACUAGUAAGCCUGAUGCAGAUGGUAAGGGUGAUCAUUGCGCAGAUAGUGGCAAAGAGAAAGAACUUCAAAAGCUUGCAUCCUCUGAAACAUUAGGGAGCAAGGAUAAACUCAAGGAUGCCCCAUAUGGGCCGCUUCCCCCAAAUGAAGCCAGCACUUCUCCAGCAGUCAUGGAAGUGCAGCACUCUGAUGAUGAAAUGGAUGAUGAGCAGGAUGUGCAGGCUGGCUCUGAUGGUUGCUCACCAAUGAAAACGAAACCAGAUGGUAAGGCACUUGGCGCUCCUGUUGUGAGCAGCAGUAGCUCUAAAGAGAGCAUUUGCUCGGUUAAGGACACCUUGGUGGCGAGUAGCGAAAGUCAGUCUGCCAGUCUCGAAGCUUCUCAGGACUGCAAAUUGCGUAGAAGUCCAGAACCGAAGCAAGACCGACAAGAAAAAAGUACAAAUAAAGAAGACAAGUCACACUGUGAGAAGUUAAUCAUCCCAAGCGGUGAAAGCGCAGUGUCGAGCUCAACUGGCAGCCCUGGAGAUCCAGAAGGGCAACCCAAAAUCAGGCCACUUUCUGGAACCUUGCACACAGAUAAGUUGAAUGAAGAGAAUUCACCCUCUGAGCAACGUCCAGUGGCCUGCACAGAUGACAGCGAUGAAAAGAAGCCAAGCACGAUGACAGUCGACAAAACUAGAGAAGCCAGCUGCAAUGAUGACACAAGGAGUACUUCAGACAGUGGACGCAAGAGUCGCAGCAGGAGUCCGUCAAGCACAUCUUCCAUUGAAAAAGCUAGGACAAGGAAGCAGUCUUCAUCGUCAAGCAGGAGUCGAAGUCAUGAGAGACAUACUUCUAAAGAGCCGAGCAAAAGCAGAAGCACCUCCCCAGACAGCCCCGGUGUGGAGAUUCGAGAUGAAAGUCCAGAAAAAAAAAGCCAAGGCAAAGUCAAGAAAAGAAGCCAUAGCAGAGAAAAGAAGAGAAGCAAAAGUCGAGAGAAGAAACAAAGUCCCAGCCGUAGUAGGGAAAAGAAGAGGAGUCAUAGUCGCGAAAAAAAGAGAAGCGUGAGCCGAGAGAAGAAAAGGAGCAAAAGUCGCGAGAGGAGAAUGAGCCCUAGUCGAGAUAGAAGUCGCCGCAGCAGGGAGAAGAAAAGAAGCAGAAGCCGAGAGAAAAAACGAAGUCCCAGCCGAGAAAAGAAGAGGAGCCGCAGUCGUGAGAAACGAAGGAGUCGUAGCAGAGAUAAAAGGAGGAGCCGCAGCCGCGACAAGAAGAGGAGCCGUAGUCGGGACAAGAAGAGAAGCCGCAGCCGAGAGAAGAAGCGAAGCAUAAGCAGAGAGAGGCGCAGGAGCCGUAGCCGAGACAGGAGGAGGAGCCGCAGCAGAGACAAGAAGAUUAGCCCCAUCCGGGACAGGAAGCGCAGCCGCAGCCGAGAGAGGAGGAGGAGUCGCGAUAAGAAUAGCCCGAGUCGGAGCCGAGACAGGCGGAGGAGCCGGAGCCGAGAGAGGAGGCGUAGCAGGAGCCGUGCACGACGAAGCUGGAGUCGGGCCAUGGAACUGCAGCGCAGACGGAGUGCUGAACGAUUGCGUAAGAAGAGCAGGAGCCCUCGGAAAAGAAGCCUGAGCAAGAGGAGGUCACCGCCGCCACGUAAGAAGAGUCGCAGCCGCAGCCGAAGCCGGCGGCGUUCUAGAACACACAGUCCAGAGAGAAAGAGAAAGAGCCGCAGCCGUGAAAGAAUGCUACCGCAAGGCCACAGCAACCAGCAGGGAGUACUCCUCAGCCACAGGAACAGAGAGAGCAGGGAGCCCUCAGUGGUCAAGGUGGACAAGGCCCAGCUGCUGGAGGCUGCUCGCAAGAACAUGCAGGCCAUGUUACAGCGUGGUGUGGUCGCCAAGGGUCUCCCCGUGGCUGCAGCGGCAGCUGUGAACGCGACUGUCAAAGUGGUGGCAGCGGCAGUGGCAGCUGCUGCAGCUGAUCCGAAGUCAUCGCUGGCUGCCAGGUUGGAUGUGGGUGCGGCUGCGACUUCGACACCCCCGAGUGAGGCUCCAGUCUUGCCCUUGGCAUUGUCAGGAGAUGGCACGGGCCCCUCUGUGACCCUUGGCAUGACCGAGGAGCCGCCGAAGGUCAAAAGGUCCUUGGCUGCACUCACUGAAAUCUGCAAGGCCAUCUCCGACGAAGAGAAGCGCGAGUACGCUGGUGAAGUGGAACCCAAGACGGCUGAAGAAGUGGCUGAAGAGUUCCAACAAACACACCACCACCCUUUCAAACUGAAGGAACCUCCACCCCCGAUUAGGUUUAACAUUCCUAAUGCCACCAACCUCCCCGUGAAGACGCUCGCCGAGAAGGUGGCCGAUGCUGCUCACCUGCACAAACAGUUUCCCGUCUCGAGCGGCAACCAGCACCGCGUGAAAGAGCUCGAGUGGGUGCCCGUGGAGAAGACGGAGCCGGCCCCCAAGGCCGCUCGGGCUGCGGCUGCCAAGAGUCGUGCUGCCCCGCCAAAGGAGGGAGGCACCUCCUCCCCGCUUGCCCUCAUGCCCUCUCCUUCCCCCUCACCCACCACUGAUACCUUUUCCCCGCUGCCCACUGUUGCCACUCCGCCUGUGUUUCAGAUGGAGGAUGUUCCGCUGCCCGUCUCGUCGGCAGUGAUUUCCUCGACGGUGAUGGAGCCGCCAGACCCUGCGCCGGAUAGCCUUGACAUUGCAACCAUAAUGAGCCGUCGUAUUGAAGCGAUGAAAGCCCUCAAGGAGAACCCGAUGGAUCUGGAAGCUAUGAAAGUUUACCACGACUGCCACAAGGAGUUCCAGGCUUGGAUAGCAUCAAAACAAGAGCCGGGCCAAUACACAGGCUCGAUAGACUUCAAGCCCCUCACUCCUGAUGAGCUCUCCGGGCCUACUCCAGCUUGGGUUAAAAAGGACCAGUUCAUGAAAGCUGCACCCGUGACUGAGGGCAUAGGCAUGCACUUGUUGCGCAAGAUGGGGUGGACACCUGGGGAAGGCCUCGGCAAGAACAAGGAGGGUGCUUUAGAGCCUCUGCUACCCAGCAUCAAGACUGACAAGAGAGGUCUGGUGUCGGAGCUAGAGACAAAACGCCCUCUUGUGCCUGAGCACCAGGAUUUGGGAGGCAAGCACCCUGUGUCAGCCCUGACUGAGCUCUGCAUCAAGUCGCGAUGGGGCCCGCCUGAGUUCACUCUGGUUGGUGAAAGUGGACCCGACCACAAGAAAACCUUCUUAUUCAAGGUGAAAGUGAACGGCGUCGAGUAUCAGCCGCAGGAGUACAGUGCCAACAAGAAGCAUGCCAAAGCACAAGCAGCCAUGCUCUGUCUCCAGAAGAAGGGCAUCAUUGGUCGAAAUUACUUCCAAGGUCCUGCUUGUCAACUGUCCAUGAUGAUGCCACAGCAGGACAUAGAUCUCAUGUAUUAGACUCCUGGUCAUGGAGUCUUCGAUUUCGGGAUGCAUGAGGCUGGUGUGGCCAUUCUAGUUCGGUGCAUAAGGUGACACAACCAUCAAAUGCUCAAAUUGUUGACACCUCGAUGCCCACGGUGUCAAGCUUGUGAUCUGCGCAGACAGAUCAAUCUAUGGUUGCGCAUCACUUUAUAAAUCAUGGUGGUGUACGAACCUAGCUGGGGGUCAAAUUCUGUCGCAUUUCAGAAUAUGCCAUCUUGUCUGUUCUCAUUGGCUCACAGAGCUUCUGUGGCUUCUCCGGUGGCUGGAAAUGCCAACAUGGUAGAAUUUGACAAUGUCUAGAAUGACACCCCUGUACCUUGAGAUAACAGUGGCCAAAAACUAAGUCAUCACAUAUGAACAAAAGCAUCAACACGCUGUUUUCGUACACCACAGAUAUUUUUUUUUCCCCCAUGUGCCCUUUUUGCUGGCCGACCACCUGUCUGUUGGCAGCAUCAUAGCACCUGAAACAUGCUUUGUUUGUUUUAGCCUUGAUGAACUUGCAAUCUCUCCCGACAGUGUUGAAUGCUGAAAGUGUCUAGUCAACGUGCGUUUUCCGCUAUAAUCGUAAAAACCCUCUUUGGCUGGCCAAAGAGAGUGCGUCUUGACUUCAGAGCACUUGAAGUUAUUGCUACUCAUUUACCAUCUUUAUUUUCAUUGUUCUGUGGAAAUAAGUGAACAUUGUAGAACCUAAGAAACAGCCAGUGUAGAGUACAACUUGGAAGUGACUGUGAUAAUUCACUCAUUCAUUGUCGUUUUUGUGUGUCAAGCUGCCUUCACUGUUGUGUGUAAGUAAUGAUUUGAUUGAUGUGAUCACAAUAUGACCACUGCAGUGCAUUUCACCUGACAAAGUUAGCUGUGAUUUCUAAUGGGAAUUGUGCUGUCUUGAUUGUGAAACACUGAUGUACAAUCGGCAUCACCCUUGCGUAGAGUGCGAGAACGGCGGCCUCCAGGGCACUCAAGAGCCAGCCAGCCAGCAACGUCUAACGCUAGCUGCUGGGCAUGUUUGGGCCCGAUAACUACCGAUAGACGUUGCUGGCUGGCUUCUGAGUGCCCUGGAGGCCGCCGUUCCUGCGAUCUGCACAAUGGUGACGCCGACUGUACAGUUGGCAACAAAAGCAAUGUGGACCUAUGUGUGCAGCGUUAGGUACACACGUGAGCAAAAAUUCGUGGGGCCACAACAUUCAUACAGGGACGGAUUACCGGUGAAGCUGUUUAGGCUGCAUACAUUACGAAAUUGUAAAUAUUUUUCAUACGGCACCACACUAUGCCGACACAAGCGCCGCCGCGGUCACCGCACCUCUCAUGCAUCUGCUGCAACCCCUGCAACCGCUGCUGCAGCGACGCUGGCACCUCCGACAGGCGUGACGUUGUAACCACGAAAGCGCAGACCACGUGCACAGGUGGCGUUGCCGCACUAUUUCCCCCUCUCCCCCAACCUGUCCCCGUUGCUGCAGCGUCGGCGUCACACUGUUUCCCCAUCUCCUACAAAUGGUCGACACCACGUGCAUUCCUGUUCACAUGCUGUGUCCUUGAUACGGAUGCAAGCCACCCAGUGUACCACCUCUGGGAAUGCAUGCAGGGUUUGCAUACGGGGGCUGGAGGUAAACAGCUUCGCUGUAAAAGUAUACGCACCAUGGUAGUGCAUGUGAAACUGCAUUAACGCUCCAUCUUCUGUUGCGGUGCCUGUUAUCAAGACAAGUGCAUGCGCAUCCCGUCAUAUCUACCGGCAUGUCUUGUUGCUUUUUCGGCACAUCUGCGCCGCUGUUUCACUGAGUGACUGCCGUAGAGCUGGCAACUGAAGCCAGCCAUAGAGCUGGCUUCAGUUAUUGCGCAGCUACUGCAUGCUCUUGCACCUGUUGAUGACUUGUGCAGAAGGCUUUGCUUCUUACUGCAGCACUGCAGCCUUAUAUAAUUCAGAUAUUAUCAGAAGCGCUUCCAAUAUUUGCUGCUGCUUGUUCAAGCACAGUUUUACAAUCUGUUUCCUUUGUCGUGCAGAAGGAUUGCAGCAGUGUAUCAACACUUUAGUCUAUGAAAGUAGCAGCAGCAUUUCGGCAGCAAAUAUUGUAACUGCUUCCGCUAAGACGUCGCUGCAGGAAGAAGCAAGCAUUCUGCCAGAGUCGUCAAAAAGACGCGAGAGAACUCUCUUGGCCGUGCAUUAACCAAAGAAAUGUAAUGCAAGAGGGAUGCGCGAGCCAGCUUUUUCGCACCCAUUCACUGAAACAGCGGUGCAGAUAUGAUAGAGCAGGGGAAGCGGCACAGGCGGCUGCCCGUAGAAUGUUUAGUCGACAAGGAAAGCAACAUGACAGGCCCGCAGCUAUGAUGGAAUGUGCAUGCGCUCCGGCGUUCGAGCACCACUUUUGACUGCUGGCAGCGUACCAAAAGGUGGUGCAUAAUGCUACUUGGCAAGUGCUCACGUGGUCCAUAUAAUUUUGCUCACGGGUGUACAUACUUUGUUACGCAGUGCCAUGCCGGGAAACAUUCCACUGAGAUAGCAUAGGUAGUUUACGUUUAUAAGUGCGAGCACAGACAUGCUCCUUGCAGGCUUCUUCUGCUUCCAGAUGCUGGUCUGGCAUUUCGUUUGUAGCUUAAAUUUAUUUCCUGAGGUCUUGUGGUUAUUUUGUGAAGAACUGUGAUUAUCUGGUGCAGGCAAGACUGUACGCAUCAUUUCUGUACAGUCAUCUUACAAGGAACACGACAUAUUGUGUGCUUUGAUAUCGCCAAGCCCUGGGCACAGAUCAGAACACUGCACUUGCCACUGCUAUAGCUUGGUAUUUUGCCAAUUUUAUCGCAAACUAACACCUCCGUUUUAAGCUUUCCUCAGUUCAGAACAAUGCUUUGUUGCUUCCAGUUAGGUGCAGUUAGGUUGUUUGUACAAUCCCGGAUAGGGCAGCCAUAUUGUACGACAUAUUUAUAAAAAAACAGAGGCCUACUUCUGUUAUCUCGAAAGUUGUGUAGCUUUGCAUCACUGCCACGUACAACGUUGGUGCCAUCAAUGCAACACUUCCCUGUUAUGCUGAAGUUGACAACUUGGCAUUGCAAACUUGCACUUGUCGGGCAGCCAGUGUGCUUCCCUCAUCGAAGAUGGGCAAGAAGCUGCUUGCCUCUGUGAGUUAAGUGUGAAACCUGGCGCAAACUUUACAUUAAAAAUACUCUUUUAACUGCU
Messenger RNA from Dermacentor andersoni, 10501 nucleotides. RefSeq lists its product as uncharacterized. The record is from RefSeq and is a predicted model, not a curated record. Gene Ontology annotation, biological process: regulation of cell cycle; regulation of mRNA splicing, via spliceosome. Gene Ontology annotation, molecular function: RNA binding. Lineage: Eukaryota; Metazoa; Arthropoda; Arachnida; Ixodida; Ixodidae.